ACUUACAAGCACUCGCAUCCCUCUCUCUCCACCUCUCCGUCUAACCCUCUCUCUGUUCAUCUGUCUGAGUGUUCGUCUGUCUUUAUAGCAGUUCAAAGAGCAACUUUACUGACAAAAACUUUAGAGAAAUAAUUUUGUUUUUCUUCUGUCGGGUGAUUUUCAGACACCCCUCUACUUUCUCAUUCAUUCAUUCUUUCGUUCAUCUUUCCUUCUGCUGACUCCUGCCUUCCUCGCUCUGCUUGAAGUGUGAAGUCGAGAAGGAUCUGGAGCACGUGACAAUAUCCGGAGCUCAAUUUAUUUAUUAAUUUUCAGUCUUUAUUUAUUUAUUUGUCUAUUUACUUGUUUUAUUUAUUCUUUGGACCCAACAAAUAUGAAAUUGCUGGUCGACUCCUCCUCGUCUCUACUUCUCUCUCUACUAUUGGCUCAGCUGUCUUUAUUUACGUCCGCUCACCCUGUCAAUCACCGGCGACUUCAAGAACUGGACAAACUGACCAAUCAGACGAGAAAUCUGAUGAAAGUCACGAAUGACCUAUUGAAAGAGCAUUUUUCGGACCUAGAACACCUGGAGCAUCACAGGUUCAAAUCUCUGCCAGUAAUGAACCACAGAGCCAGUGAUGUCCACUCCCUUGAGCUGAAACCCACUCUCUCUCUGCUCCACCAUGACCUGACCAUGUUCGAAAAACAUUUCCUCUGGCUGAACAACGCCUCUCGGAGGCACCACCACCCUGCUCUGCCUAAACUGACAGAGAUGAUGUCCCUGAUCAAGGCCCUGAACACCACCCUGCAGCGCCAGAUGGGAAGAGUCGAUGCACCAAAGCUCACUCUGGUCACCCCGUCCCUCCCCCCUCAGCUCCACAACCAGUUUGAGGUCCUGCAGUCUUCUCACGAGCUGCUCCAGCAGUUCGAGCGUUUCUGCAGCUGGGCUCAUCGUGCCCUCAUCAGCCUUAGGCACAAUCCUAGAUAGAGCUUGACCAAUCGAUGCCCAGGACCCACACCUCAGCCAAUGAAAUCCUACGAAAUACACACUACGACCAAUGAACUACAAAAACGAUUCUCAAAUAUUCUCUUCAUAGCCAAUGAGGAUGCUUUACAUAAACAUUACUGCCAGUUACGGUCCUCAACAUUCACACUAAGGACAUUGGUUUAUAAUUUAAUCUCCCUAUACUAAAUGCCUAAUGUUUAUUAUUUAUUUAUGUAUGUAUUUAUUUAUUUAUUAUUAGUUAUUUAUUUAAUGUUAUUUAUUUAAUUUUGUAACAUGUCCUGUCAUUAUUACUUAUCUAUUAUUGUGAACUCGGUUACUUAUAUCCUUUUAUUCUUCGGAACUAUUCUAUCUGUGAUUACACAGUGGCACUUCUUAAUUUUUAUCCAUGAUACUGAUUGUAUUUCAUUGUUCUUAAUUCAUUUUCUUUACGUUAAUCCAGUAGAUGUAGCAAAAAUUUCGAACAGCACCAACUGGUUUUUCUUUCUUAGAAUGCUGUGUUUUCACCUUCAGAAUUCUUUUGUUGCAGAUUGGGUGUUACUCACAGAGCCAUGUUCUAUAUUCCAACUGUUUCAUUCCUCAUCUGAUAACACAGAUAAUAGUUAUCCCUAUUUUAGUCAGGAUGUAAACUCAAAGGAGGCAGUUCAUUGGUUCCCUUGCAUACAAUCGACUAGGUUGCUAUGCACAGUGCCUGUUUACCUGAUACUGAAAAUACAUGUGACAUACUGAACAAGUUGUAUGAAUAUGCCCUGUUGUGAGCACUGAUGGACCCGAUUAAAUUCUUUGCACAAACUUGUUAGGAUCAGCCGGAAGAGAAAGCUGACUGGUCUUGAACAUGUGCCUUGGGGUGCAAAAUCUAUUUUAUAGUAUGGACGAGACAAAACACUCCAAGCCUUAAAAUACUAUGUAUUGUGAUACUAUAGUCCUGUACAACUGUACAUACUUGUAGAAGAAUGUAAAUUGUUGUGUACAAUGCAACUUGAUAUCACAUUGUAGUUUUACCAUUACAUAAUGUAGCUUGAAUACUAGAACAGUGCUACCCCUUUGUCUUAUAAUUAUUCUAUUCUAGCAUUCUGUUAAAGUAUUUGCUAUUUAUUUAAGUUACUUUGAUGGAACUAUUUAUUUGUGCUGUGGAAGGACAAGACUUCUCCAGUAAUUUUUGUACUUUUAUACUGUUUUAUCAACGUUUCAUUCCUUGUGAUUGAUAUUGUCCAUGCUGGAACUUUGGCAAAGGCCGACAUAAUACCCAAAUGUUGUCCUUUAAUGUGAAAUAUGUGCCUUUAAGGGGGAG
Osmerus eperlanus (European smelt) is the source of this 2270-nucleotide messenger RNA. It is a transcript of the gene il11a, whose product is annotated as interleukin 11a. The coding region runs from base 371 to 964 and encodes 197 amino acids. The transcript has 5 exons. Gene Ontology annotation, cellular component: cytoplasm. Gene Ontology annotation, molecular function: growth factor activity; cytokine activity. Gene Ontology annotation, biological process: positive regulation of MAPK cascade; positive regulation of cell population proliferation. The record is from RefSeq and is a predicted model, not a curated record. Lineage: Eukaryota; Metazoa; Chordata; Actinopteri; Osmeriformes; Osmeridae.